Aspergillus ruber CBS 135680 is the source of this 2859-nucleotide messenger RNA. RefSeq names its product serine/threonine protein kinase ATG1 (gene atg1). Gene Ontology annotation, molecular function: ATP binding; protein serine/threonine kinase activity. Bases 1 to 2859 code for a protein of 952 amino acids. Gene Ontology annotation, cellular component: cytoplasm; autophagosome. The record is from RefSeq and is a predicted model, not a curated record. The transcript has 3 exons. Gene Ontology annotation, biological process: autophagosome organization; autophagy; peptidyl-serine phosphorylation. NCBI's taxonomy places the organism in Eukaryota, Fungi, Ascomycota, Eurotiomycetes, Eurotiales, Aspergillaceae.
AUGGCCUCUUCGCAUCACUCGAGGAGGCCAAGAGACGCCUCCGGGGCUCAGAUGCCCGUUGGUCGCUACACAAGGCUUGAUGAGAUUGGUCGCGGGAGUUUUGCUACUGUUUACCAGGGGGUGCACACGAAAUCACGCACCUAUGUCGCCAUCAAGUCGGUCGACCUGUCGAAGCUGAACCGGAAGUUGAAGGAGAAUCUCUACUCUGAGAUUCAGAUUCUCAAGGGCCUCUAUCAUCCUCAUAUCGUCGCUCUUAUCGACUGCCAUGAAUCAACAUCUCAUAUUCAUCUAGUUAUGGAAUACUGUGCCCUCGGGGACCUGUCGUUGUUUAUCAAACGGCGGGACACCCUCGGGGAGCAUCGGUAUACACGGGACAUGAUAGCCAAGUACCCCAACCCCCGGGGUGGUGCUCUCAACGAGGUCAUCGUUCGUCAUUUUCUCAAGCAAUUAUCUAGCUCCCUCAAGUUCCUUCGAGACCGGAAUCUUAUCCAUCGUGAUAUCAAGCCGCAGAAUCUGCUUCUCUGUCCAGCUCCUGCAUCCUACCGGGCUGGCGUUGCCCAAGUUGUUCCCUUCAAGGGCAGCGAGGACUCAUUUAAUCCAGAAACUGGUCUUGAGUCAUUGCCCAUGCUCAAGAUUGCAGACUUUGGCUUUGCUCGCUCCCUUCCCGCCACAUCGUUAGCUGAAACCCUCUGUGGUUCCCCAUUGUACAUGGCUCCUGAGAUUCUUCGAUAUGAGAAGUACGAUGCCAAGGCAGAUCUAUGGUCUGUUGGUACUGUGCUCUAUGAGAUGGUGGUCGGGAAACCACCGUUUCGAGCAUCAAACCAUGUGGAACUACUUCGAAAGAUCGAGAAAGGGGAUGAUAGGAUCAAGUUUCCUGAAGAAAAUCCGGCGAGCGACGACGUCAAGAAACUAAUCCGUGGCCUACUCAAGCGGAAUCCAGUGGAGCGUAUGACCUUCAACGACUUCUUCGAGAACAACAUCAUCAAAGGGCCUAUCCCUGGGUUAGUACUCGACGAUACAUCAGAUCGUCGUCGUUCUUCUAUCGAAACCGGUGCUAUGCCACAAGCGCCUCGACCCGAAUCCCGUCCUGGACCUAGUAGCCCAGUUGAACCUAAGCGUGAAAAGGAAGUUACACAACCCGCGACCACGCGAGAGGAACCGUCGGAAAAGCCGAUACCGGUUCAACAGCCACCGACUCCUCGCCAGAAGUCGGCGACACCUCCUGGCGUUACACCGAUGCGGAGAAUGGGAAGUGCUGAUAGGCCUCCAUCCGCUGCCAAAGAGCCACCACGUGCAAAGACCCCUCCGCAACGACCGCCGCCCAUUUCCGCCGCUACCGCUCCGGCCCGUCAGGAACUCGUCGAUCGCAAUGUUCCGACCGGAGCCCAGAAAGUGCCGCAAGGCCAGAAACCUGCAACAGACGGCACGAGGGAAGAGCGGGAGCGUGCUGCACAGGAAGUUGCAUUUGAAAGGGAUUAUGUGGUAGUGGAAAAGCGUGCGGUUGAGGUCAAUGCCUUUGCAGAUGAGUUGGCACAUAGUCCUCGCAUCCAGGGUUAUGCUCGUCCGGGGCAAGGUACUAUGUCUCGUCGUACGACGGCACCAAGUGCGACGACCACAGGAACGUCCGGUCAACCUCCCACCAGCAAGGCCAUGCAGAUAAUUCCGGGGCGGGGACGUGCGGAUUCAGGUCACAGCCGUCAGGGCUCAUAUGAACGGCGGUACGGCCAGAGCCCUACGUCAGCAACAUCGGCCAUCUCGAAGGCACUUAACAUGGCCAGUGGGAGACUGUUUGGGAUGGGCUUCUCCCCGCCAGUGACGACCACAAAAAGUGGACGGUCGCCUCCCCUGGGGUACAAUCCAUUUCCAGCCUACCCUGCUCAAGGUAGUCUAAUUGUUGGAGAUGGUGCCAAAACCAACGCAGCUCUGGAUGAAGAUACUAAGACUGUCCAAGUAAUUGAGGAGUGUGCAACCCGUAGUGAUGUUGUAUAUGGCUUCGCCGAAGUGAAGUACAAACAGCUCAUUCCUUUGGCACCAUCGGCCCAGAUCGAACAACAGGGCAUGAGGCCUAAUGCACCGGACCUUGACCAGGAUAGCUCGGAAUUCGCGGAUACUGGGUUGACCUUUGACGCCACUGUGACUCUUGCGGAGGAAGCGUUGGUACUCUACGUCAAGGCGCUUUCACAAUUGGCCAAAUCCAUGGAUAUCGCCGGUGUCUGGUGGUCACGCAAGAACCGCGACCCAUUUGCUGACAAGUCGAGUGAUCCUACCAGUGGUGCCGUAGGAACUCGAGUCAACAAUGUUGUCCAAUGGGUGCGGGGUCGCUUUAACGAGGUCUUGGAGAAAGCAGAGUUUGUCCGGUUGAAAUUGGUCGAAGGGCAAAAGCGACUGGCCGGCCAGACAAGCAAUCGCUCGAUCGCCUCGUCUGCUGGUUCCGCUGGCUCUGUGGAUGUGAUGGUCAGCUCUGGCGUGACGGCAGAGAAACUGAUGUACGAUCGCGCGUUGGAAAUGAGUCGAGCGGCUGCCAUCAAUGAGCUUACCGGUGAAGAUCUCCCCGGGUGCGAAAUUGCAUACGUCACCGCUAUACGCAUGUUGGAAGCGGUGCUCGAGGAGGAGGGACCAUCAUCGUCGCGAGCAGCUGGUACUCCGAGCGAUGAAAAGAUUAUUCUGGAUGAGAUGCAAGCGGAGGACAGGCAAGUGGUUGUCAAAUUGGUUUCCAGCAUUCGGGGCCGAUUGGCAGCACUUCGCAAGAAGCUUUCUUUGAUGGCGAAGCGAGCACCAACCCCUGUCACUGGCAAGAUGCCUCCUACAUCGAACGUGGCCGUGGCUUCGCCCACCGUGGGCGCAACGCCGCCCAAGUGA